AGUGAAUGGUAAAAUAGUAAUCGCUGUGAAAAAGUUUAAUUGUAAAUAAAUUUUCUAGUGGUAAUUUGUAUAAAAGCUACGAAAUAAUUUAAAGUAUAUAAUACUGUUAAGGUGCGCCAUGAAUAAAAAGCGGCUGAAAGGCAAUUAUAGUCUUAAAAAUUGCGAAUGAAAAAGUGAUUAAUGGUUGGCUAUUGAGCAAAACGCAAAAGGACCAAAGUAAUAGUAAAGUGGGAAAAGAAAUGUUAAAAUGAUUGUUUAAGAGGAAUGAGGAAGCAAGGGUUCAAAGAAUGUGUCAAUAAAAAGUAGCCGAAAAGAAGCGCUAAUAAAGCGAAUGAGGUGGAGUUGGAAUAGACAAGAAUGAACGGGAGUAAAGGCAACGCCAUACAAAACGAAAGAACAAAGCUAAAGUAGACCGCAGACGCGAAAUGCGAAAAGAAAAAUGUAGAAAUUUUUAACGGGUUGCAAAAGCAGAUAUAUCUGACUAGCAUUCAUUAUAACGGGUGUAUGGUUUGUUUAAAAUUUCUAUUAGUAGUACUUAAAAAUGCAGACCUGUUUUCUACGAAGGAAGCAGGCAAAAUAGAAUAAACGAACGUAAAGAGAAAAUCAAACUCGUUGAGGGGGCGCAGCGAAAAUUUGGACAGAACAAUGCAAGGAGGGCGAAAAAACGCAGUGAAAAGUAAAGCGCACGGAAAAUUUUCAAUUCAUAAAAAAACUGCUCAUUAAAAAUAAGGCAAUACAAGUGAUAAAGUGUACUAAGUGCAAACUAAAUAAAAUUUACGUUGUGAAUUAUUGGAGUAUGGAAGGGUUUUAUAAAUUUUGUAUGAAAAACUAACUUGCUAAAAUAAAAUUUCCCACACGCGCACACAACCAAACGCACACACACGCGGAUACCGCACAAAAUCUCAAACAAAAAGGAAAUCAAUAAACGCAAGAAGCGGACCGUAGUAGAAGCACAAGUGGAAGUGGAAUUUAAGAAGAAGCAAUAGAAAAGGUGAAGGUGAAUUGAGUGCGCGAAAGUCGGAAAGAAAAAAUGAAUCGUAAUAAAAUGAUGUGAAAAUGCGGGACAUUAAAAAAUUUCAGCGUGGAGGCUGAGAACUGUAAGAAACUCUCGACUGAUUGACAAGAAAAUCAAGAAACAGACGAAUUAGAGAAAUAUAUGAUUGUCUUGCCAGUUAUUGUAAUAGUAGUUCGCAUAAAAAAAUUAUAAAGCAAAUAAAGAAAAAGUUGAUUUUAUUAUAGCCGUUGAAUAGUAGUUACAUUGAAACGAAAAAUUCCAAUUUAACAAAGGAUGGAAAUGGCCAGCAGCGCCGCAAAUGGGUCUGGCAGCACAACUUCACACAGUGGUGUCGUGGGCAAUACUUUGCCAUCUCUCUUUGUUAGUGAUCAUAAUGGCGGUAGCUCAUUAGUUAAUAGCAAGGAUUUAGAUGGCUUAAUUGCUAUGAACGAUAGCGCACUUUCACAACAAAUCGAAUUUAUUCUGCAAGAAGCUCCCAUGGAGCAUGAUGACAAUGAUAUUAACGAUCAUUUAAAUAAUGACGUAUCUGCGAAUAUAAAUACAGUCAGCAGCGUUAACUCUAACCCUACCAUUAAACUACAAAACCCACCGAAUAUAAUAGUAACAAGCGCUUCCGAAUUCCCAAGAGCACAUGUGACCAGUGACGGUGCCGCGGCGACAAUUGCAGCAACACAAGCAAUGGCGCAACAUCAUUUAUUGAAUGGUCGUCGGAUCAUCAUACAAACAACACAAACAUCAAAUAUGAUAAAAGAAGAAGAAGCGGAUCCCGAAUUAAAUGAUGAAAACUUACAAGAUAUUGAAGAAGAGGAACAAGCUGCUGAAGCUGAGGAGAAUCAAUUGCAGCUCCAGCAUACAUCAGAUAUAAAAAUGGAACAAGAUGAUAAUGUAGAACAAGAAUUUAUUAGAAGUGGUAUAAAUUAUAUAAGUACGCCCACGAUAACUGCACACCAUACGCAACUGCAUGGCGCACAAACACAACAAAUAGUUUUACCGGCCGGUUCAAUAGUAGGUACAACAACGACAGGCCGCACUUUGACAGUGCCCGUAUCCGAAGCGUUGGCACAACUGCAACGUCGGCCGGUAUAUAUCAGUAAUGCCAUGGGUGGCAUGACUGGUGCUACUUUCGUGCGUAUGCCAGCUGUGAUAAGUCGCAGUCCUAUGACUGUUUUAAAUGUAGUACAACAGGGUGUACCCGGUGGUGGGCCAACACAACUUAUCCUACAGGCAACACCUGUAUCCAACACAGGUACGCAAAUGACAGUGGUUACUUCUAGUCCAACUGCAGCAACCACUGUACCCACAUUACCACCAGUAUCAACUGGCGUUACAGAAGUGGCAGUUACUGCCCCUCCACCAACAAUAAUGCCGGCAUUAACUGCUGCAACACCAACACCAGCACAAUCUACAUCCCCAUCGACAGCAUCAUCAUCAUCGCCAUUAUCGUCUUCUGGUCAUGUUGCGUCUUCCACCGUGGUAGCUACCACUGCUGCUGCUACGACGACCCCGUCGGCGGCAGCGGCCAAGAGUAGUACAACUCACGCCACCUCAAAUGGUAGCGGCAAUACCAACUCGACUUCCAGUGGCAACACAACUGGCAAUUAUCAAUGUUUUUCAUGUGUGGAAGAGUUCGAAUCGAAAGAGCUAUACGACAUUCAUGUUUCAGGUCAUGCUAACAAUAUGAAAUGCGCUAUUUGUAAUAUGGUUUUGAAAUCACUCAAAAAUUACGAGAAACAUUGUCUGCGUUGCAAGCCGUACGAGUGUCAGAUAUGUGGACGUGUUGUACGUUUCCGACCGAAUUUCAUAAAGCACAUGCGUGUGCACACAGGUCAGCAAUCCGAACGGCAUAAAUACAAAUGUGACGUUUGUCACAAGGAGUUCAUGAGUUUUGAAUAUUUCAAGGUGCACAAAAAGAUUCACAAUGAAAAUGUGAAUUUAACUUGCGAGAUUUGUGGCAAAGUAUUUAGCGCGUUGGCGUCACUGCGUGGCCACUCCAAAUUGCAUUCGGGUGUGAAAUUGCACAAAUGUGAUGUGUGUGGCAAAGGUUUCGGUCAGCGUUACAAUUUGAAAAUUCAUGCGCGUACACACACCGGCGACUUUCCCUUUGAGUGCAAAGUGUGCAAGAAAAAAUUGCAUACACAAUCUUCGCUACAAACCCAUAUGCAAGUGCAUCAGCGCGAUCAGAACUCACAAGCCACCAAUACGGCAAAGAAUGAUAAGAGCACAGCCAACUCCACAGCGUCGACGUCAGCAGCAGCGACGACAUCCACAAUUGUAAAGCUGGAGCCACAGGCAAAAGAUGAUGGUCCAAGUACCAGUGGCAUGCAACGUCAUUUGCAAAAGCAAUUACUCGAAGAUAUGGAAGAUGACAACUCAGGACUGAGUGAUAGUAUUCAAGGAGGCGGCAAUGUUAGUCGCAUUGUAUCCACAUCUUCUUUGACCACCGGCGGUGGCCAGUGUAUGCAAACAACUAACGCUGAGGAUUCUUCAAAUGAGUCUUCCAAUGCAUCACACGAUCUAAAACAACAACAAUUGCGGCAACAACCACUGUUGGUGACACCCACACGCACCAUUGUCAUCAAGAAUUAUAUGCAGAACGAACAGGGUGUCGCACUGGCACAGCCACAAACGCAACAUCAGACUAACGUUAUACAGAGUAAUAACCAAAGUGGCAGUAGUACGCUGCAACAACAAUUGUUGCGCAAGACGCCUAUAAUACAUUCUACCGGCGGCGCUGGCACACUCUCCUCCGCUUUGGCGAGCGUGGUGCAACAAAUCGGCACCUCGCCCUCGCCAUCGCCUUCAUCCUCGUCGACAUCAUGUUCCUCGUCAGUGGUUGUGUCGAAAUCCGGUGCUCCGCUCUCGCUCGCAUCCACCGCCAUUGGCACCUCCACUAUCCGCAGUACACGCAAUCACUUGUCACAAUUCAAUUCGUCUAUAUCGUCAUCGAGCAGCCACCAACGUACGUUACAGCGCAAUAAUAACCACCGAAAUCAUAACAACAACAGCAACAACCACCGGCGUCGACAUCCGACACAUUUGGACGAUGAUGAUGAUGACGAUUUAGAUGAUUUUGUCGAUUCGACACGUACGCAUCAUCGUUCGUUGCGUGUGAAUGGUCAACAUUUUGAUGAUGACGACGACGAUGAGAAAUCCUCCCCGUCCUUGGCCACAGCGGCCAUUAUCAAAGUCGAACCGAAUCUAUAUUCGUCGGGUUCGGGCGAUAAUUCCAAUGAAAUGCUCAUUAAAGAAGAGGUCAUGUUCGAGGACUCGGCCCAUCAUUCGCCACACUCGCCGCCAAGUUCGAAAUUUCGCAUGUCGAAUUUCGAUAGCGAUUUGGAUCAUCAUGUCGAUUUGAAUCAUUCGCUGCCGCCAUAUGGAAAUCUCUUUGACCCGCAUUCCAUACCCGAUACCAUUCCAGUGCAAUUGUAUCCAGACGAUGAUGAUGAUUUUCGUUUGGAUCACAGCUCAUUGGGACCGCUGCAUCAGACAUCAUCGUCCACCACCGAUGGUGAUUUCAUUAAAAAAGAAUGGGUCUACGGCACUGGUUCUAAUUAUACGAUGAACGGGAAAUUCGGUGAUGAUAGCGAUGCACUUUGUGACUCGGCGAAUUUCAUUUACGACUGAGCAGCAGCAGCGCCACAUUCGAUCAGCUGAGCAGUGUGAUUGAUUAACAUGAAUCGAAAAGUAUAGUUGUGAGUACGCCGCGGACGACGUUGUUGAUGUAUACAAAUCGAAAAUUAUAUAUAUACACAUACAUAUACGACGUGUGCCGACCAGAAGGAAGCAAUGAUAAAGUUGCGUACAACAAAUGCCAAUAUUAGCAAGUAUUUUUUUUCUGUCUGUAUUGUUAAACGAAAUUAAGCUAGAAAUUCUUAAAAACCCCUAAAACACUCAAUGUAAUGAAAAAUAUUGUUAUUUUAGUGUUAACCGACACUUAACCAAUUGGAUGUCAAAUUCGAAAAAAAUAACCAAACAAAAAAGAAAAAACAAAAUCGUAGUAGUGAAUACGCGCUAUGUAGGCAAUGCAAUCAGUAGUUAUAAUAAUAUUACAUACAUAUAUAUGUACACGAUUUUGACUGACCGAAAGGAACUGCUGCAGGAAGUGGCUUCUUCCAUGACACUCGUUUCGCAAUCUCAAAAAUACACUAACUCUCUUUCGAACUCUUACUCUCACUCACUUUCACUAUCUCUCUAUCUAUCUUUAUCUCAAACUGUUUUUGGCUAGCACAAAUGAUUUUAGUUUUAGUAAUAAUUAAUAGCAACAAGCAUACAUAUAAAACAUAUUUAUAUAUAUAUAUAUAUAGCGCAUAAGUGUAUAAGUAAUUAACGAUUCUCUAACGUAUUUAUAUGUGUGUAAAUAUUAUUGCAAAGUACUAUUUUUCUUUUUAUUAAUAUUUUACUAAUUUAUUUUGUUUUAAGUUGAUCGAUUAUAAUUUGGUGAACUUGCGUGUGUUGUGCGUAAAAUGUGUAAGUGUAAAAUUUUGACUAAAAAAACGAUGCUAACAUUUUGCGAAGUUUUUACUUUAUUAUUGUUGUUUUCGAGAUUUAGAUGCGUAUCUGCGUUGUUGCCUAAUGAAUGCAUGCAUUAUAAAAAAUAUGAAUCGUGCUUUUUUUUUUUAUACAACAACAACGGUUUUCAGCUAGUGAGCUGUAUUUUGGCUAACGGGAGUUAUUGAGGUGGCGAAACGUCUUUUAAUGAAAACUUUCGUUGCCUACUUUUCAGCGCCAAACAAUUUUUGUUAAAUUUCAAACAACUAAUUUUGAAUAAUUUCAAAGUUCUCGUUCGCUGCAUUAUUUCUGUUCUUUAUUUCGACGGUCUCAAAAUGAUUAAUUUUUUUGAAACAUACGCUUUUGAACUCGUUUUUUUUUAAUCUUAAAAAAUUUCAUUUUCCAGGACAUAUUUUAGUUUAUUUUUACAUUUUUACUAAAUUUUCAAAGCUUUUGGUAUUGUCAAAAAAUUUUUAAACUAUUUUUCGAAUACUGCAUGUUGUUGUACAACAACCCUUCGAGAUUAUUUUAAAAAAAAUUGUAUAUGUGUCUGAGAGCAAAAUUCAAACAAAUAGUUUGGAAAAAAAAUAAAUUACAAAAAAACUUCUAAAAAAAAUAAAUUUCUAAAAAAAAAAAAUAAUUAAGUGUUGUUGCUCUCCGCUUAAGAUUAAUAAUAAUAAUUAGUAAUUAUUGGUUUAAGAAAAAAAUUGUAUAUAUUUGAGAUAUCGUACAUACCGACAUUCUGAAAAAUAAUGUAUUUCGUAAAAUUUUGUGUAACAUUUGCACUAAUCACACACACAUACACGUGCGCGCAUUUUUAUUUUUUUCUUAGUAUUAGUUGCUAGCGUACAUUGAUCAUGAGAAUAUAAAACAAAUUUAAUGUAGUAUAAUUAGCGAAAUAAAAGUGAAAGUGAAGGAAAAAUUCCAACAAUGAACAUAACAGUACGAAAUUUAAAUACAUAUUAAAGUUAUUCAUGCGAUUCUAUAGGCCUAGAAUGAUUUGACAGUCCAAUAUACUUACAAAAAAUUUCAAUUGCAUGAAUUUCGAAUUUAAUUUCGUCGAAUUCAUUCCUCUUAGCAGUGCAUUCCAUACUGCUUUUUUCUUGUCAAAUUGUAAGCAAAAACUUCAGAAAGAAGUUUAAAAAUGUUUGAUCAUUAAAUUUCAAAUGCACCUAGUCUCCUAAAACAUUAUGGUUGUUUGCAAAAUCACUCGCAUUUCGCACUCAUUUUUAUGCCGCCUGUAUUUAUUUAGCAACAACAGAAAUUUAAUAAAAAAAUUUAAUAAAAAUUGUUAGGCGAAAACAAAAAAAAAAUACAAAUAAGUGUAUGCGCAUGCGCAAUGCGAACUAACAAACGGUUGCUAUUUAUUUGACUUUAAAACAAAAAAAAAACAAAAAAAAAAACCUUAAUAUUUAAAUAACUUCAAAAAAUUAUUUAUAAAGAGAAAAUAUUUAUUUAAUAAACUUAAAAAAAUAUAUAAUUUUUAAAAUACCUACAUAUAUAAAAAAGCACGCAUACAUAUAUAUUUUGUAACACAUUUUUACACAAAAACAAUUAUUUUUGCACAAAUUUUUCGUUUUCUAACUCUCAAAAGGUGUUAAAUCUUGUAAUUAAUUAAUUUAAAUAGUUUAAUAUAUAUAUUUUUUUAUUUAAAUUAAAAUUGUAUAAGUUUUCCUUAAUAUAUAUAUAUUUUUUUUUUUUUUUUGAAAUAUCUCAAACUUACACACAUUUGACAUGCAAUUUUCCCAAAUUUUAUAAAAUAAGUUUAUACUUCAUUUCUUCCUUUAUCUCCGCUUUUACCUAUGUUAUUAUGUUCACACCUAAACCAAAGAUACGAAAUGUUCGUUAAUAUUACUCUUUUUUUUUUUACUUUGUAUGCUUACGCAUACAAACAUAUAUUAUUAUUUAAGCUAUAAUAUUUUUUUUUACAGAAUUUUAUUUGCAUUUGCCUUUUUUAUAUAUUACUAAUUUUUUAUAUGUAUAUCUAGGUUUUACUGUACAAAACCUCUUGCAACUAAAGCUGUAAUAUUGAACGCAUAAAUGCUAUUUUUAAAAAUACUUCAUCAAAAAAUGUCACUCCACACAUUUUAACGCACUCAUCAUGUAUUAACAAGUCAAAA
Messenger RNA from Bactrocera oleae (olive fruit fly), 7623 nucleotides. The record is from RefSeq and is a predicted model, not a curated record. Lineage: Eukaryota; Metazoa; Arthropoda; Insecta; Diptera; Tephritidae.